This is a messenger RNA of Ipomoea nil (Japanese morning glory), 840 nucleotides long. RefSeq lists its product as uncharacterized. Bases 1 to 840 code for a protein of 279 amino acids. The transcript has a single exon. Lineage: Eukaryota; Viridiplantae; Streptophyta; Magnoliopsida; Solanales; Convolvulaceae. The record is from RefSeq and is a predicted model, not a curated record.
AUGAAUGAGAAUGAAAUGAGCCAAGAAAAAUGGGCUUUAAUUGGGGACUUUAAUUGUAUCCUAAAGAGUGAUGAAAAAAGAGGAGGGCAGGCCUAUAAUAUGUGGAAAAGCAGAGAUUUCCGGCAGUGCAUUGAUACAAUCAACAUGAGGGAAGUGGUAUUCUAUGGAAACCCUUAUACAUGGUGGAAUGGAAGGAGAGGAUCACAAGCUGUAUGGAAAAGAUUGGAUAGAGGAUUUGCUAAUGAAAAAUGGGAGGAGAGCUUCAAAACACAUGUACAUCACUAUGCAAAGGCAUCAUCAGACCAUGCUCCUCUCAUAUUGGAUCUUGAACCAGUAAUCAGAAUAGGAGGAAAGCCAUUCACUUUUAUCAAUUCAUGGGGGGAACAUGAGCAAUUCCUGGGGGUUGUGAGAGAAGCCCGGAGAGAGGGUGUGAGUGGAAAUGAAAUGUACACUUUUGUUACAAAAUUGAAAAGAGUGAAAGAAGUAUUGAAAAAAUGGAAUUGGGAGGUUUUUGGUAACAUAUUUGAGAAGGUGAGGGAGUUAGAGGGGAUGGUGAGGGAGGUGGAAGAAAAAUUGCAAGAAGAACCAACAGAUGAGAGAGUGAUGGAAUUUAAGUUAUUGCAAGCAAGAUUGCAGAAACAAAUAAGAAUAGAGGAUAAGUUCUGGCAACAAAAAGCUCACUCACAAUGGGUUGUGGAGGGGGAGAGAAAUUCAAAAUAUUUUCAGGGUUUGGUGAGGGAGAGAAGGGUUAAACAAGUGAUACACAAAAUAAAGAGGGCAGAGGGAGUGUGGGAGGAGGAUCAAAACCAGAUUGCAGCAAUAGCUGUGGAAUACUUCUAA